UAGCAUAACUGAACAUUUUGAAAUCCAGGCUACUUUAAUAAAACUAUGCCACAUGGUGAAGCAACAGAAAACUGAAAUCAGUUGAAUUGAACGAGAAAAAAAAAACUGGCAGUUGGAUAGACUGGAAAGACAGACAGACAACAGCAGUUGGCUAAAUGAAUGAAUGAAUAGAAAGAUGUUAAAUUUUCUGAAUUGAAAAAUUUCAUUUAUAAAACUACAUUUUAUGUUUAUGUGUGUGUGUGUGUGUUGCACAAUAAACAGAGCAAAAAGGAAAAACUUAAUUCAUUUGUAAUUUAUAUUUUUCGUUUAAUUUUUUUUCCAUUAAUGUUCUGUUGUACAGAAAUCAUAUUCCGAAAAAAAAACAAACUUCAACAAAGAAAUUCUCUAUAUUCAAAAGAAAUUACAACAAUGGCAAAAAUAACGGAACUCUUUACAAAAACACAUUGUUGUAUAUGUAGGCUGUCAUGUUGUUGUAGAUCACACAAUGAAUAUGUUCAUGUUGUUGUUGUUGCCAGUGCUGUUCUACUUCACAUGUUAACUGUUUAAGUGUUGAGAAUUAAAAAAAACACUUACACAUACAUUAACAGUCAAAUUUUUAUUAAAAAAAUAAAAUAAAUUAACAAAGAGUUAAGAGAGGGAGUAAGAGAGAGCCUUAAAAUAAUCAAAACAACAGCAACAACAAGCGUUAAGCAUUAAAUGAUAACAAUUGUUUAAGAUUUGGCUCAAACAAACCAAUACGUUUAAGCAAAAGAGAGAGUAAAAGAUUGAGUGGGAGAGUAAGAGGAAACCGCCAUAAUUGUUUAUAUUUUCAUUUCCCUACUAGUGGCAACCUAUACAAACAUAUGAGUUCAAGUGUGUGAGUUUGUUAGGCUAAAGAAAAGUGUGUUAAAUUGAAAAAAACAACAACAACAAAACAACCGAGGGCUGUAAUUGUGAGUGUAUAUUUAAUAUAUGCUCUUGGAUUUUUGCAAUGUGCGGCUAUAUGCUUGACAAUAGCAGCAUUAACCGCCAUAUUAAAAGCUUCUUAUCAAUAACAACUUCAUCAACAGCUGCAACCUACACCCCCUUAGCAACAGCAACAUCAUUAUCAUUAUCCUCGUUUUAUUGUUCAGCCAGAAAAUUUCCUCUUUAUCAGUGGUUUACAACAAGAAGUGACACAAAUUUACAGCGUCCCAGCAGGAACUGGAGCAAAUCAUCUAACAAUUGGCAAAUUGUUUUAUUAUCGAUAAUAAUCAUUUUAUUGCAAUGUUGUACAAGUCACGUGUUGGCAAUACGAAAGGGUCGUCUUAUGACUCCAAGCACAUUUACAGCUUUAAGCGGAGAUCUUCAUGUGCAGAUACAAUUUUCACCAGAAGAUAUAGAAAACGAUAUAAUAAAAGCAACCACAGCUGCCACCACCACUACCACCACCACAACAACAACAACGACAACAGGAGCAGGAGAUAUUGCACAAACUUCAACAACAUCACGCACGCUAAACAAUCAGACAUCAAGUGGCAGUGACACACAACAACAGCAGCAGCAGCAAGUCCUACAAGUGGAGAAUAUUAUAACGAGUACUUUGGUCAUUAGCAAAUACAUUGAUGAGACUGUGAAUUCUUCAGCAGCAUCAGGCUCUAGCCAGCCUGUAGCUAUAGCUAAUGAUUCUUUAGUUUUGCAAAGACAACGUAAAGAAAUUAUAGAAAACAUAUUACUUUAUCCCGAUCCACGCCACAAUGUUACCCAGGUAUCGGUGCCCUGCCAGACCUUUAUGCAGGGUGGUCUAUAUGAAAUGCAAGUGGUAACGAAUUUAAAAACCACCAAUAUAUUAACAGCCAACUCUAGCUCCUCCUCCUCCUUUAACAAGGCUAAGGAUGCUACACCCACCAUGACUACCACUACCACCACUCUUAUACCAGUAUACGAUGAACGUUUAAGACAAACUUUAGACGUGCGAUGGCCCAGUGCCGAAAUGAUUGUUAGUCCGGUACGUUUGCGCACAUAUCCUGAUACACCGGUAGAGGUUACUUUACGUUUUCCCGAGGUCAACUGUGAUAAUGCCUGGAAACGUGAGGAUUUGCCGGAAUUUUGGCUGGAAUUGAUAUACUGUGGCAAGGAGCGUUCCUGUUCCCAAGUGAGACCAGAAAAUGUUACCAAGUCUAGCAUAUUAUUUGCCGAGCAGGUCAGAGGUUAUCCCAAACAGAAAACGUUUAAACUUUCCUGCGAUCUCUUUGGAUUGGCGGGCAAUUAUGCGGUACAGCUAAGACCCAUGAUUCCUUUACCCAAUAUACCCAUUACGAGGCGUUUCCUUUCGGUGGACUGGAGUGAAAAAUAUGUGUUUAAUGUCUACGCCCGCAGUAUAUUUCCCUGUGAUCCUCAUACGGGCAUAGGUGUGCUCUAUGAGUAUCCUUCAUGCAUUCUAGAGCAGGGCGAUCGUGUAAGAGUUUAUGCAAAAUUGCGGGCCGAUGUGGCCUCUCUAAAACCCCCCACUACUUUACAUUAUAUAGCGGAGCAACGUGUGGUAAAGAAUCAAUAUUCUUUAUAUUUUAAUUGUGAUCUAUUUACGGAGAAAUUUGUGGAGUAUUGUUUUGUGUAUGUGAGUCAAGCGAUUUCGGGAGCAGUGGCCGAUGUGAGAAUGGAUUGUGUACCUACACUGCCGGUGAGAGAAUCCGAUACUGGAGGCUGGGGUCCCUGGAGUGAAUGGACACCCUGUUCAACAAAUUGUCUUGGUGGUACUCGCAAUCGUUAUCGUUUCUGUGAUUCACCGCCACCCCGUUAUGGUGCGAAAUUUUGUGAGGGUCCAUCAGUACAAACUGAAAAAUGCGGUAAAUCCAUUAGCGAUACCUGGGAUUGUAUUUACGAGACUAGCGGCUCGGUGUUCAGUAAACUUAACCGCACCGAUGUUAGUCAGGAGAUUGGUCCAGGCUGUCGCUGCGGUUGCAUUGUGCAUUUGGGAACUUCAAAGCCCAAACGUAUUAUAGCAGGAGCAACACAAAGCUGUCCAGGCAGAUCAUUUUGGUUGAUACAGGUUGAUGGUGAAGAGACAAUUUCACUGCAAUUGAACUUUCUACGUCUACCCUGUGCUACGCAAUACAUAAAAAUACGUGAUGGACCAUCGUUAUCCUCUACUUUGCUCAUUGAAAUGCAGGGUGGCACCACUGGUGCCGGUGGGGCAGGAGGAGGUAAUGCGUAUAGUGGGAAUUUACCUGUUUCACUAGAAUCCAGUGGAGCACAAUUAUUAUUAGAAUUCUAUGCUGGUGAGGAGACGAGUAUCACCAACAAUACUGAUAUUCAUACCGGCUUAAUAUGUACGGGUGGAUUUUUGGCCAAUGUUGAACAGAUUGUUAGAAACUCUUCCGAAACAACUUUAAUGGCUGCCACACGUUUAUCGGUGAAGGGGAGAUCCUUUCUACAGAAACCUAAAAUGAAAUCGAAAUUUACUUUAGUACAUUUAAGUGCAGUAAUAUUUGCCAGUAUUAUAAUUUUAAUUAGUGCUUUAUUAGGCGCCCAAUAUGUGAUACGCUAUCGUAAGUACCAUUUAGCUGUCGCCCGUCGUCGUGAUGAGGGUUCCCGUCUGCAUACUCCUCAUGCCAGUAUGAGUUCUUUACAGAGUCCUCCUUCUAGGGCAGUAAGCACUACUACUCUUAUAUCGGAAGUUAUUUAUAUGGUUAAAAUGCGUCCCAAGCAUCAACUCAGACAUUCGAUUUUAAGAGAAAGUAUUGAUGCUGAGAAUUUGGCGCGAGAGACGGAAAUGAAUGAAACCAAUGUUAAGGAGCCAAUGGUCAAGUGCGUUGAAGAAUUCGGCAGUAAUGGUUCCAUAGUCACGCUACGCAAUGAAAUUAUAUCACCCACCACCGAAUCCCUCAGCCGCUCACCGUCCACCGAAGACGUUAUGUCCGGCACUGCCAAUGAAUCGAAUAUCGAUGAUCUAAAUCCCCGUAGUUGCGGCACUUUAACACGUAAAGAUAGCGGUAAAGAUACCGAAAGCAUUAUAUCAUCCGGCAUGUCGUCUAUCUGCAACAGUCCACCAAUGAAUACAAAACGUUCUAGUCGUUAUUCCGAACGUUAUGAUGCCUCAACACUCAAAAUGACAAAUUCGUAUGUGGAAGAGAAAACAGACUGUGAAUCGAUAAGGUCGAUAGCACCGAGAAGAAAAUCAAGAUGUGCUAGUGUUAAUUUAACAAAUGGUUGCUAUUCACCGGCUGCUAGUAUUAUAAGUUCGGCUACCAUACGCAGCACUAACCCUAAGGAAAGCAAAGAAAAGCAGAACCGUAAAAAGUUAUUGGCACGUCCAGGAUCAGAGUUUUCUUUGGGCAAUCAGGAGGAUUUUGAAUUGGAUUAUUAUGAUUAUAAUGUAACAAAUGCGGGCUCUGUGCCGGGCUCUUAUCUGGGCAUGGAUCCCGCCUAUUUGGUGUGGAUACCACCCUUUGAUGAUAUACCAGAUUCACCCGAAAGAGAUGAGGAUAAAACCCCUGAACCUUUACAAGAACCAGAUGAGACACAACCUUUGUAUCAGGAAAUAAAAAUGCCCAAAUAUGGACAUUAUUUAUCGCCACAUAGUAAUACGAAUUCGAGUAAUAAUACCACCAAUACCAGUCCCACUUCGGAGGAAUUAUCACCAUUAAGCAGUAAUCUACAGUCAAAGGCUACAACACCCAGUGAAACAGAUUUAAAGAAUUGUCUGAUAAGAAAAGCCAUAUCAUCCAAUUCCAAUCAAUCGAUUGGUGGUUCCAAACAAUCAACACCAUAUCUAACGCGUAAGCAGCGCAAACAGCAAAAGCAACAGUCCAAAUCCACUUUAUCCUUGGGUGGCCAAAAAGAAUGUAUACCACUAGAUGAGCUUAAUGUAACAAGAUCGGUAAGGAAUUUACAGCAAAUGCAAGAACCUUUUAGGGAGCAGACAACUACUAUUUUAGAAACUGACUCGAUGAAUGGUUCUUAUAUAGAAAAGGAAACCUCGGUGGUUAAGUCAUCUAGUGAUUUGCAAAAUUAUCUCUCUAUAGAUGAUAUACAAUUUGCCGAUGAGAGUGAAAGUGAUCAUGAUGCCUCUUUGGCCGCCUUAAAGCCUCAGGAGCGUAGAAUGUCAGAGAAAGAAGCUUUAACGGAGGAGUGCAAACUGCUGAGAGAUAUGAAGCGAGUUAGCACGGUGGUGGCACAAAAUCGAGCACAAACUGUUAGAAGAACACAAGUGUAAAAGUAAGAAAGCUUUCUGAGAAAGCUUUUACAAGCAUACAAAAAAAGAGGCGUGGCUAUGAAUAUAUUUAGUUUAUAAGCGAUAUUAUCGUAAAAAACGAUUAGUAAUAAUUUCAAAGAGAAAAAAAUAUUUAAAAAUUUAAUUUGUAUAUAAAAGAUAUUUUUAAAAUAAGUUUAGAUUAGAAAAAAAGCUUUUUGUUUUUACUAACGAGUGGUAAACCGGUUUAGAUUUUCUAUAAGUAGAGUUUUUUUUUGUAAUAAUUAAAAACCUUUUCAAAUAUAUCGUAAAAGAAAAACUCUGUACCUCCUUUAACUAAAACAAAAACUAAACUAUAACUAACUUAAAACACUUUCAUAUAUUGUUUGAAAUUUAACAAAAACUAUUAAAUUUUUGAUAUUUUAACA
Molecule: messenger RNA, 5577 nt
Organism: Lucilia sericata (common green bottle fly)
Lineage: Eukaryota; Metazoa; Arthropoda; Insecta; Diptera; Calliphoridae
Gene: gogo
Exons: 10
Coding region: 971-5173 (1400 amino acids)
Cellular component (GO): cell periphery
Source: RefSeq, a predicted model, not a curated record